AUGAUUAUGCUGAAAAAAAGAGUUGAAAUUUACGAAACCCUUCUGGAUCAAUUAAAAGGCCAGGUGGACAACGCUGGACAGUUGGCGGUCCAAAGGGCCUUGCAAGAGGUUGGUGCAUGUUUCGAGGAAGGGAUUUACUUGCUUUUCAUAACCGCUCACCAUAUUUUCUUGGCAUCGCAGUCCCCCGAAGUUGAACAAUAUCGAUCCACUGUGAAGAAUCGUGAUGGGGAAUCUCUUGUUACGGCAGAUAUUUGCUCUACUGGCUCCGUCGACCGCAUACGCCAGGAUCCUAAUCCUGCUGAUAAUACCUACCCAACUGGCUACAUGGGCAAAAACAGCGAAGUGGCAUGGAUUCAACGAAUAGUUCAACAACUCUCCAGCGAGGCUAAUAAGACUCACGGGACGAAGGGUGAUGAGGACUACAAAUUUGAAACCCCCACCUACCACCUAGACGACCUGUCGGUCUCGAUCGUCGGAGGCGACAUCAAUCCGUUUUACCUUCCCCCGAAGGAUAUAGCCGACCAGCUAUUAGGUGCCUUCUUUGAAACAGUUUAUCCAACAUUUCCGAUUGUGUUGAAGGGGCUUUUCAUGGCCCAGUAUGACGCCUUUUUCCAAUGGUUCUUCCCCCCGGGAAGUUCGAAGCGCUGGUUGGCCAUGCUUAAUUUGAUGUUUGCCAUUAGUGCUCUCUAUGGGAGGCUUAUCAACGCUGAAUGGAAAGGGGAGUCGGAACUGGAACACCUGCGGUACUUUGCUCGGGCGCGAGUACUGAGCCUGGAUGAGGGCAGUAUGUUUGAGGUUCCGGAUUUGCAGCAGGUCCAAGUUGUGGGCCUAGCAGGAAUCUAUUUGAUUGCUAGUAAUCAGACAAACCGCGCAUGGAAUGUUGUUGGUCUGGCUGUGCGCUACGCGCAAACCCUAGGCUUGAACCUGCGCAACGAUGUUCCAGAAUUUGAUGAAGUAGAGAAAGAAAUGAGAGUUCGAAUGUGGUACACACUGUACUCUCUCGAUCAUUUGCUAUGCACUAUGACGGGACGACCAGCUUGUAUCCAGAACAAGGAUUGCAGUGUACCUAUGCCAAGGCCUGUUGAGCAGGAGCAGUAUCUAUCUGAAGAGGCUUUCGGUUCGGAACUUAGGAGGUACUCCCCAAGUCAUGACCCCCCCGACCCCUUCGUCCAACACAUCAAGCAAGGCCCGUCGAUGCCCCUCCAUAUUCCUCCCAUUAUCCCCGAAUAUCCCGCCACGUAUUUCAUAGAGCACACUAAACUCAACCAGAUAACAUCGGAUGUACUUUCUCAACUGUACCGCCCUGCCACUAAAAGUCGGAGCUGGAGUGACAUCCAGGGAAUCAUAUCAGCACUGGAAUUAAAGGUUAUGAAAUGGCGAGCAGACCUCCCUCUGCUCUUGGAUUUCGGUAAAAGGCACAGAGAGCAAACUUAUUCGUAUCUGACCCUACGCCAGAGGAUGGCUUUGGCAUUUCAGUAUCAGUAUAUCCGCAUAAUUAUCAAUCGACCUUGUCUUUGUCGGCUAGAUUCUCGGAUACCUAACGAAUCCAAGCGCUCGCGUGGGUUUAACCGGUCUGCGGCUGCCGCUUGUGUUGAGGCCGCUCGUGAGAUGAUAGCGCUCCUCCCUGAUGAACCGAAUCCCGUCGGUCUGAUAAGUAGAUCCCCUUGGUGGUGUCUCUUACAUUAUUUGGUGUCCGCUGGAACUGUUUUGAUUGUGGAGAUCGCUAUGCGGGCAGAGCAUAACCCCCAACAGGCGGAUGGGUUGUUGAAAGAUUCAAAGAAGGUGAUUUCGUGGUUAAGGGCCAUGGGAACGAAUAAUCUUGGAGCAGAGAGAUCUUGCACUGUACUUUCGAAAUUGCUUAUUGUGGCGGCACCUAAGAUCGGAGGUGAUACAUCAGAUGUACAGAGAGACUUUCCUCCUUCGAAAAGAAGAAGCAAAGAUGACGACAACUAUUCCAGGGCCCACCGCAAGGCCCCGGAAAACCACGCAGGAGGAGCAAGUAGGGAAGGGGAAGGGGAAGGAGACUAUAGUCACCACCACCAUCAGGAACAAUCUCACAACGAUAUGAGAGGCCAAAUGGGGAACAACCAAGGGCAACCGCUUGGGGAUUUCCCGGAUAUAUUUCGUGGUCUACUUACAGAUCCAUUUCCAUUUGCUGGGAUGCCUAUUCACACGAACUUCGAUAACCCGAUUGCUAUGCAGGAGGCCCCGCCCCAUUUCAUGCAACAAAACCGCGACCAGGAGAGCCUCACCCCUAAUCAGGACAAUUGCCCCGAUAUGAUGCAGAGCAUCCAGACCCCGCACACGAGCAUGAUGUUUCCUACCCCUGAGCAGUUACAAAGGCUGUCAGUUUCUGCCAAGGAGGAAGAGGAAGAGGAAGAGGCGCACCAGCAGCAGGAGAAGCGACAGAGGAGAAAACAGUCUCAGGGGGUGGGCCAAAUCUCGCUACCUCCACGGUUCCCACCUCACUGGGUUCCUUCGCCUCCCAUCCAUCCCCUGCCCCGAUCACACUCUCAGGGAAGCGGUGAGCCAUUUUCGAUGGCCGGGUUGGCUCACUCGUUUAGGGACUCUGGUCAUGGCUCCCAAACAACGAGGGCCAGUUAUGAAGACAUCUCCUCCUCCAGUGGGAGCAAUAACGCAGGACAGCGGAGGGUUGGGUGACCGACUCGUUGAAAAAUGGAAUGUUCGGGCACGCAUACACACUCUCUCUUUCAGAGAAAAGUGCCUCUCACAAUCCAUCAACCAAUUGACUCACCCUCCUUUACACACACAUGCUGUAAAUUUACACGCUUUUUUUCUGUACGUUCCUUUU
Tuber melanosporum (Perigord truffle) is the source of this 2812-nucleotide messenger RNA. RefSeq lists its product as uncharacterized. The record is from RefSeq and is a predicted model, not a curated record. The transcript has 5 exons. Gene Ontology annotation, molecular function: zinc ion binding; DNA binding. Lineage: Eukaryota; Fungi; Ascomycota; Pezizomycetes; Pezizales; Tuberaceae. Gene Ontology annotation, biological process: DNA-templated transcription. Bases 1 to 2661 code for a protein of 886 amino acids.